CUGUCCAUCAUGAAUGGAUCAUUCAGUUCCCACAAUUUUCUGGAUGUUAGUGACGGUACUGCUGUCAAGUGGGGGAGCCACUCUGAACCUCCCAUGAUGUUCUUAGAAGAACACCCAGCCCAAGGUUUUCACUCACCCCCUGAGAUUCCAUCCCUCUUACAGUCAUUUCUGUCUCUUGUUGAAAUGCCGGCUUUUAGGAUCAAAUGAGGUAAAAAAUAAUUAAACACAAUUUAACAAAAGAAAACAAAUAACAAACCACAGAGACCAGACCAAUACAAAGUAGCACCCGUCCGCCAUGUUCGAAAAAAGAAAAAGAAAAAAAUCACGUCUCUCUUCCCCCCAGACGCUUUUUCUCAAAGCAAUACAUGUCCAGUUCCUUCAGUCUUUCUAUGUCGGUUUUCAGUUCUAACUGCCUUCUUUGGAAUCUGCUUGCAAAGUGUCUGUUCUGUAAUCUGCUCAAGAAUUUUCGCUGAGAUGGAUGUCAGGCUGAAUGGUUUGCAGUUCCCGGGUUCUCCUUUUUAUAGAUAGGGACAUUGUCAGCUCCCCUCCACCUGUCUGGCUCGUCACCCACCUCCCAUGAUGACACGAGAAUAUUUAGACAGUGGUUCUGCAAUUUCUUCAACCUGUUCCUUCAGUAUCCUUAGAUGCACUUCAUCGGGCCCUUGGGAUUUGAACUUCUCCAAACAAGUAAGAUAUUUCUUUUACGUUGCACUCCUCUUUUAUCUCUUUUUUUUCCUCUAUAAGGUGAUGAAGAGGAUGACAGGAAUUCUAUGGAGCCAGUCAUUCUUUCACUGAAAACAAAACCCAAGUGUGGAGCACAAAAAAAUCUACACACUUAGAAGUAGGAAAAGGGGAAGAAGGGAAGCCAGGAAAAAACAGAUAAAGAAAACUCCAGCUUCUCCUGCUAGGGAAUUUGAUACACUUCUGAUGACCUGAAAAAAAUCAAAAGAAAGGACAAAGGUUUCCCUAGGCAAAUAAACAUUCAAGGGUGCCUCAGAUAUCAAAAGACUUGACACAGUCCAUCUAGAGUAGAAACGAAGUCAAUGCAUAGAAAAAGGCAAGAGCAUCACGAUGCACAGUGAUUGUACUUCACGUGACAAACCUCUGAGAGGCGAGAAAUGCCUACAGUGUGGGAAAAGCUUCAGUAAGAGCAGCAACCUCAGAUCCCAUCAAAGAACGCACACAGGGGAGAAACCAUACAAAUGCAUGGAAUGUGGGAAGUGCUUCAGUCAUAUCAGUUCCCUGAAUUCCCAUCUAAGAACGCACACAGGGGAGAAACCAUAUGAAUGCAUGGAAUGUGGAAAGUGCUUUAGUCAGGGCAGUCACCUUAGUUCACAUCUAAGAACUCACAGUGGCGAGAAACCAUAUACAUGCAUGGAAUGUGGAAAGAUGCUUCAGUCACAGCAGUACCCUGAAUAA
Molecule: messenger RNA, 1419 nt
Organism: Pogona vitticeps (central bearded dragon)
Lineage: Eukaryota; Metazoa; Chordata; Lepidosauria; Squamata; Agamidae
Source: RefSeq, a predicted model, not a curated record